AUGUCGCAAUGGCAAGUUACCAAGAUAGCGGGACACGCGACUCCUAAUUGUGAGACACACGAUGUCGCAAUGGCAAGUUACCAAGAUAGCGGGACACGAGUGAACUCACAAGUUCAAGUACUCGGUUCAAGUAAGGUGCGAGGUGGACACGAACACAUACAAGUUAAACCCGGGCUUUGUUGCGGCUAA
Molecule: messenger RNA, 189 nt
Organism: Arabis nemorensis
Lineage: Eukaryota; Viridiplantae; Streptophyta; Magnoliopsida; Brassicales; Brassicaceae
Source: the annotation of a GenBank genome assembly